GCCGGGGGCGGGCCUGGCCCCGGGUGUGGAGCAGCGGACCCGAGGGGGAUGAGUAACUCUCCGCGGCAAGCAGGCGCGGCCGGCCGGGAGCGUGCCAAGUUCCAGCCCGACGCGAGCUCGGUCCGCAGCGUCCGGGGUCGUGCCCGAGGCCCCGGAGGGGCGGGCGGCCUCACCCAGGGCGGAUAAAAGGGCGGCGCGCCGCGGGCCCUGCUUUCUCCACGCCGGGCCUGCGUCGCGCUGUUCGCGGGCGGGCACCUGACGCCGGAGCCGGGCGCGCGAGGCGUGUGGGCACCGCAGGCAGGGCCAUGGCUGAGGUGGCGCGCGCGCCGGCCACUAGGCCAAGCCUGACCUCCAUCUCGUCGGGGGAGCUGCGCAGCCUAUGGACGUGCGACUGCGAGCUGGCCCUGCUGCCGCUGGCCCAGCUGCUGCGCCUGCAGCCCAGCGCCUUCCAGCUGCGCGGCGACCAGCUUGUGGUGCCCGGCCCCGGGGGACCCGCGGCGGCGCGCGGGGGCUUCAACGUCUUCGGCGACGGCCGCGUGCGCCUCGACGGGCAGCUCUACCGCCUCAGCAGCUACAUCAAGAGAUAUGUGGAACUGACCAACUACUGCGAUUAUAAAGAUUACAGGGAAACUAUACUGAGCAAACCAAUGAUGUUCUUUGUUAAUGUACUGACCAAAAAAGACACCUCAAAAGAAAGAACAUAUGCAUUUCUUGUGAACACAAGGCACCCCAAAAUAAGAAGACAGAUAGAGCAAGGGAUGGACAUGGUAAUCUCCUCAGUGAUUGGAGAAAGCUACCGACUUCAGUUUGACUUUCAAGAGGUGGUAAAAAAAUUUUUCCCUCCAGGAAAUGAGGUGGUUAACGGAGAAAAUUUGAGCUUUGUAUAUGAAUUCAAAGCUGACGCAUUAUUUGAUUUCUUCUAUUGGUUUGGUCUCAGCAAUUCCACUGUAAAGGUGAAAGGAAAAGUUCUGAAUCUGUCAAGUACAAGUCCAGAAAAGAAGGAGACAAUUAAAUUAUUUCUGGAAAAAAUGAGCGAGCCUUUAAUCCGAAGGAGCAGUUUCUCUGACCGAAAAUUCAGUGUAACUUCCAGAGGUUCAAUAGAUGAAGUUUUCAACUGCAAUCUGUCACCUAGAUCAUCGCUGACGGAGGCCCUUUUGGCAGAAUUGCCAUUUCCGAGCGUUUUGGAAUCAGAAGAGACACCCGACCAGUUUAUCUGAUUGGACUGAAUGUGUUGUGGUCGCUGCUACCCGCCGGGCCCGUGCAAGGACAGAAGGCUGAGGAGAGGCCAGAGGCAAUGGGAGGCGGACGCUUCCACCUGCUUUUCCACCCCUCUGCUCCCACAGAAGGCCUCUGCCUUCCAUUUCCUGGGUGAUGCCUUGGCAGGCCCGAUGCAGCUGACUUCAGAAAAGGAGGGCUUUGGCCCCAUGGCCUGAAAGGGUGUCCUCUCCUUUUAACAUUUCUCCAAAAGGACAGAGGAGCAGCAGAGUCCUACCACCCUGAAUGCUUUGCUUAGUGUCCCGGCUUCCUGGGAGCUCCCCUGGCAGACUUUGAGUGUUAACUCUCCACACUGCGUUAAUCAGUCCCUCUGCUUGGGACCUCCUUGUCUGAACCCAAACCCAGCAAGCAGGUGGUUAGCAGUGCUAUUAUCUUGCAAACGUGGCUGGCCAAAAGCCUAGGACAUCUUUCACUGGAAGACAAAGAGGUUUCUCAUCCUUAGGAGGAACAUUCUAGGUAAGGGGUACCCAAGGAUUGGCCAGGUUGAGAGGACAGUAACCUUGCCACCCACUGCCUGAAAUUUGAGCUUCCUUGCCGGUCUCUCUCAUCAAAGUGGCCUGUGUAGAAAGAGGCCAGGUGAUGUGGUAUCAAACAGUGUUAGGGGAAGGAUAAUGUACAGGGUGGCGUCCUCUAUUGGAAGUUCAUUAAGUCAGUUGGGUCCUUUAAAUAAGCUUUCGGCUAUCCUAACACUAAAAGCAAAAUACAAGAAAGCUGUAUGUAGCAUUACCAUAAUACAUUGUUACAUCAAUACAGUUUUCAUCUCAUAGCUACAAUGGAGUUCUUCAAAAAGAAAAAAAAAUUCUAUUUACAUAUAAAAACCUGCAUGAAAGAAUCACUACAUAUGCUUAUAAUGAGGAAGAUUUAUGGGUCCUGAGUAUAAUUUUUCUAUCCUUUUUAAACUUCCUGUAUUAUCCAUCUUGAUAGCACUACUGAUUGUCCCUUCAUUUAUAUUGAUAUGUUGGGUACUCUAUUUGUGCAAUUAAAACUUUUCUUAACAUUCAACAUGGAAUCAAUUAAAUUUGUGACCAAGUGUG
Messenger RNA from Lontra canadensis (Northern American river otter), 2309 nucleotides. RefSeq names its product mesenteric estrogen dependent adipogenesis (gene MEDAG). Gene Ontology annotation, cellular component: cytoplasm. The coding region runs from base 306 to 1217 and encodes 303 amino acids. Lineage: Eukaryota; Metazoa; Chordata; Mammalia; Carnivora; Mustelidae. The record is from RefSeq and is a predicted model, not a curated record. The transcript is spliced from 5 exons.